AUGAGCUGUCCAUCUUCGAUUGAUUGUGCCGCGGCUGCUGUUUCUAGUUUCAGCACCACAAUAUAUGCCAUGGCCCUCUACAACCAGCAUGUCUGCCCCAUGGAUAACUGGCUGUAUAAUCAGUCGUGUGAGGAGAAACUGUCUCUACAGAGGGGUCCUGUGCUGUGCUGUACCCUUGACAAUGUCCCACUCAUCAGUAAGUGUGGGACCCAGCCCCCGGAGAGUUGCUUCUUCAGCCUCUUCUGCAGUACUGGAUACUUCUUUUUGAUGUUGAUAGGGCUGCUGCGGUAUGCCCACGUCAUAGAGAAGCACCAGAACUGUGUCCUCAACACGGCCAGCCUCUCCACUGGCUGGAUCUGUGCUGCAGGACUCAUCAUGGUGGGCAACUUCCAGCACGUCUGA
Messenger RNA from Salmo salar (Atlantic salmon), 402 nucleotides. RefSeq names its product transmembrane protein 150A-like. NCBI's taxonomy places the organism in Eukaryota, Metazoa, Chordata, Actinopteri, Salmoniformes, Salmonidae. The record is from RefSeq and is a predicted model, not a curated record.